This is a messenger RNA of Stomoxys calcitrans (stable fly), 1108 nucleotides long. RefSeq names its product histidine-rich glycoprotein. The coding region runs from base 78 to 935 and encodes 285 amino acids. The record is from RefSeq and is a predicted model, not a curated record. The transcript has 2 exons. NCBI's taxonomy places the organism in Eukaryota, Metazoa, Arthropoda, Insecta, Diptera, Muscidae.
CAAAGAGUUCGUUCAAAGUUUAUUUGUGACUUUUUUUUUACAUUGGGAUUAAAAACCUUAAGCGUGAAAUCGUAAUAAUGAAGGUAUUUUGCAUCUUGGCCCUAGCCUUGGCUUCAGCCCAAGCAGGUCUGCUGCCUCAUCAUGGUGAUGGUCAUAUCAUCGAUCAUGGCAUAGUCCACCAUGGAGCCGAUCUACAUCAUGGAGAUAUUCAUCACAGUGAUGGUGUACACAUUGGCCAUUCAUCACAUCUGCUGGUCGAUGGUCAUCAUGGUGUUGAUCACCAUCCUGUUUUCCAUCAUACCGAACAUCAUGCCGCCGUUGAUGUGAUACAUCAUGAUGAUGCCCAUCAUCAUGGCCAUCAUGAUAUUCAUCAUGAUGGCGGUCAUCAUGGUGUCCACGCUAGCGAUGUUCAUAAUGCUCCUGCCGCUCAAAUCAUUCAUCAUGCCCCCAUCCAUCAAGUGGAGCCAGUACAUCAUGUCACCAAGGUGGUGCAUCAUGAACCCCAUCAUUUCUUGCAUUACACCCAACCCUCUGUGGAUCAUCAUGUCUUGCACAAUAAUCAGCAUAUUGAUGAGCACCAUCACGCUGCCGAUUUGCAUCAUUCCGAAUUGCAUCAUGGUGAUGCUGCCCAUCAUGGCGAUGUACAUCAUGCUGGCGUUCUACACCACAGUGGUUUUGUACAUCACGCUGAUGCCCAUCAUCAUGGUGCUAUUUUGCAUCAUGGCGAUAUCCACCAUCAUGGUGUGGUCCAUCAUGGUGGUGUACAUCAUCAUGCCGCUUUGGUACAUCAUGCUCCCAUUGUGCACCACCACAAGGCUGCCAUUGUGCACAAAGUGUAUCCCCAUCAUCAUGGCCAUGCCGAUAUCUUGGCCGUUGCCAAGCAUCACCUGCAUGGUAAAUUUGGCAAAGUGAAAAUUACCGAAAAACAUUAUUAGACGAUUUCAUCUCCCUCCAAAGAAAAACAAAAUCCUCCCCAAUCCCUCAAAAAGAAAAAUGCCAUUAUUCGCUUCUCAUAGCCAUAAUUUAUUAUACGAACGAACUCUCAUCGCCCCAAAAGUAUUUGAUCACUUUCUAUCACCCCAAAAAUCCCUAUGAAUUAUGUGGAACG